This is a messenger RNA of Vitis riparia (riverbank grape), 2535 nucleotides long. Its product is annotated as ABC transporter G family member 15-like. The transcript is spliced from 9 exons. Gene Ontology annotation, cellular component: membrane. Bases 177 to 2255 code for a protein of 692 amino acids. The record is from RefSeq and is a predicted model, not a curated record. Gene Ontology annotation, molecular function: ATP hydrolysis activity; ATP binding; ABC-type transporter activity. NCBI's taxonomy places the organism in Eukaryota, Viridiplantae, Streptophyta, Magnoliopsida, Vitales, Vitaceae.
UUCUUUCUUUGUGCAUGAAGCCCCAUUCAUGACAGCAUUGAUGAGUGGUUGUUUGGUGAAAGCUUAAUCACUCAUUCACGAAUUAUCAUAGUAUUAGCUCUGUAUAUGGGCUUCCAGUAGGACUUCAUCUCCUGUCUUCCACAGUUGUAUACUUCAGUGUUGUUGUUUCUUUGGACAUGGGGAGGGGGAUAGAGAUGGCCAGUGGUGGCAGUGACGGUGUGGAAGUGGAGGAUGGGUGGUCUAGAGGCAGAGCUCAUGAGGGAGGAACUUACUUGGUGUGGGAGGAUCUCACUGUGGUGCUGCCAAACUUCGGGAAGGGACCCACUAAGCGGUUGCUUCAGGGGCUAACUGGCUAUGCUGAGCCUGGUAGGAUCAUGGCCAUUAUGGGUCCUUCUGGCUCUGGGAAAUCCACUCUUCUUGACUCUCUAGCAGGUAGACUCUCAAGAAAUGUGAUAAUGACUGGAAAUGUUCUUCUUAAUGGGAAGAAGAGGAGGCUAGACUGUGGAUUUGUUGCUUAUGUGACCCAAGAAGAUGUACUGCUGGGAACGCUCACGGUUAGGGAAACCAUAACAUACUCAGCACAUUUGAGGCUUCCAACUAGCAUGACCAAAGAAGAGAUUAAUGGGAUUGUAGAUGGAACAAUCAUGGAAAUGGGUCUACAAGAUUGCUCUGAUAGAAUGAUUGGGAACUGGCAUUUAAGAGGUAUAAGUGGUGGAGAGAAGAAGAGAUUGAGCAUUGCCCUUGAAAUUCUUACGCGUCCCCGUCUUUUGUUUCUUGAUGAACCUACAAGUGGCCUAGACAGUGCCUCAGCUUUCUUCGUUAUACAAACACUUAGAAAUGUUGCUCGCGAUGGAAGAACUAUUAUCUCCUCAAUUCACCAACCAAGUAGCGAAGUUUUCGACCUCUUUGAUGACCUUUUCUUACUCUCUGGUGGUGAAACAAUCUACUUUGGAGAAGCAAAAAAGGCUUUAGAGUUCUUUGCCGAAGCGGGCUUUCCAUGCCCAAGCAGAAGGAGUCCUUCUGAUCACUUCCUUCGUUGUAUCAAUUCAGACUUCGACAUUGUAACAGCCACCCUCAAAGGAUCUCAAAGACUUCGUGAAAUCCAGCAAUCAUCAAAUUCUGUCAUGGAAUUGGCAACAGCAGAGAUCAAAGCAAUUCUUGCAGAUGAGUACAAGGGCUCAAAGUAUCAAAGACGGGCAGGGGAAAGGAUUCAGGAAAUAUCAACUUCUGAAGGACUUGUGCCUGGAUCACAAAGUGGGAGCCAAGCGAGUUGGUGGAAGCAACUUGUCACAUUGACACGGCGAUCUUUUCUGAACAUGUCUAGGGACGUUGGAUAUUACUGGCUGAGGUUAAUGAUCUACAUAGUAGUGUCAAUUUGUGUGGGUACUAUCUAUUUUGAUGUUGGCACUAGCUAUACUGCAAUCUUGGCUCGGUGUGCUUGUGGUGGAUUCAUAUCAGGCUUCAUGACCUUCAUGUCCAUUGGAGCCUUCCCGUCCUUUGUCGAAGAAAUGAAGGUCUUCUAUAGAGAAAGGCUCAAUGGGCAUUAUGGAGUUGCUGUGUUUAUACUAUCAAACUUCUUGUCUUCAUUCCCAUACUUGGUGGCAAUUUCGGUGGCUACAGGGACUAUUACAUUUUACAUGGUGAAGUUUCGGUCUGAAUUUUCUCAUUAUGUGUUCUUCUGCCUCAAUCUUUUUAGCUGCAUUGCUGUUGUUGAGAGCUGCAUGAUGGUUGUGGCUUCAUUAGUCCCAAAUUUCUUGAUGGGAAUCAUAACUGGGGCUGGACUUAUUGGAAUCAUGAUGAUGACUUCGGGAUUCUUCCGUUUGUUGUCUGAUCUUCCCAAGCCUUUUUGGCGCUAUCCCGUUUCAUAUAUCAGUUAUGGGGCAUGGGGACUACAGGGAGCAUACAAGAAUGACUUGAUUGGGCUGGAGUUUGAACCUCUUAUAUCUGGUGACCCCAAACUGAAGGGUUCAGAAAUCAUCACAAACAUGCUCGGAAUUCCACUGGAUCAUUCCAAGUGGUGGGACUUGGCUGCUUUAUUUAUCAUUCUCAUAUCUUACAGACUCAUCUUCUUCCUCAUCCUCAAGUUCAAGGAAAGAGCCUGGCCAUACUUUCGGACACUUUACAGCAACAGAACUCUGCAGCAACUUAAUCGCAGGCCUUCAUUCCAUACCAAGCCUUCUUCAUUUCCUUCAAAAAGACACCAGGCCCUCCGUUCACUGUCUUCUCAAGAGGGUCUCAGCUCCCCAAUCGCCUAGUGUGACAUAUCUAUACUUUACAAGCUAUAACCGUUAUCUGGCGGUUUGUUUGUAUUGAUUAGUUUAUGAGCUUACUAUUUAUUGCUUGUAGAAAGAUAAUCUUUCUUGUAAACCCCAUAAAUCUCCCUGUUAUUACACCAUAAAUCACAGCCCCUGGGGUACUGGGGGGUGUUGUGCCAAAGAAAAUCUGGUGAUCAAAACUCCCAGCCUGUGACCAAAAUAGAACAAAGAUACAAAGUUGAUUACUUCUAUAUAAGAGACACGUGUUGAUGUUUGUAUU